AUGACUAAACAACCUAUUGCCACAACUCUUCACCACUCUCCAGCUUCUUCCAUCUCAUCCAUCGUCAACAACAAUUUCAGCAACAAACACAGAAGAAGAUCUUCAUCAAUAAUAUCUCAUGUCGACCCUGAAACUGAAGACCAGAUAAUCGACCAGAAUCUAUUUCCAAAUUUGAAUGCAAAUUGGGUUAAUUCAAAAGGUGCUUGGUGUAUCCAUUUAGUGUUGAUUGCAUUUUUGAAAAUUUUUUAUACCUUUGCCUACCUCAAUAAUAUCGCCAAUCAAUUAAUUUGGACCUUAACUAAUAUGACAUACAUAGUUGGUUCUUAUAUAAUGUUUCAUCAAGUUAAGGGAACUCCAUACGAUUUCAACAAUGGUGCUUAUGACAAUCUAACAAUGUGGGAGCAAAUCGAUAAUGGGUUUUUAUACACUCCAAAUAAAAAAUUCUUGUUUUUGGUCCCAAUAACAAUUUUCUUGGUCUCAACUCAUUACGCAAACUACAACUUGAAUUACUUUAUCAUUAAUGGUGUCUUGUGUUUAAUUGGUAUUGUUCCCAAGUUCCCUUUUGCUCACCGAUUAAGAAUCCAGUUACCUUUGUAA
Molecule: messenger RNA, 597 nt
Organism: Ascoidea rubescens DSM 1968
Lineage: Eukaryota; Fungi; Ascomycota; Saccharomycetes; Ascoideales; Ascoideaceae
Product: Orm1 type endoplasmic reticulum protein
Exons: 2
Coding region: 1-597 (198 amino acids)
Biological process (GO): intracellular sphingolipid homeostasis; ceramide metabolic process; negative regulation of ceramide biosynthetic process
Cellular component (GO): endoplasmic reticulum membrane
Source: RefSeq, a predicted model, not a curated record